Molecule: messenger RNA, 1097 nt
Organism: Lontra canadensis (Northern American river otter)
Lineage: Eukaryota; Metazoa; Chordata; Mammalia; Carnivora; Mustelidae
Gene: TNFRSF18
Product: TNF receptor superfamily member 18
Exons: 5
Coding region: 303-1052 (249 amino acids)
Biological process (GO): negative regulation of apoptotic process; positive regulation of cell adhesion
Cellular component (GO): plasma membrane; external side of plasma membrane
Molecular function (GO): tumor necrosis factor receptor activity
Source: RefSeq, a predicted model, not a curated record
GCGUGCCCCUGCCCCCACCGUCCCCCUCCCCGGGGGCCCUUUGUUCCCGCGGCCGCGCGGCUCCGACGGGCUCCAGGGGCCGGGUCUGCUGAGGGUCCCACACGGCUGUGCCUUCUGCGGUUUGGACAAAGCUCCAGCCACACGUCACCGCUGCGGUCACACGGAGCCGGCGCUGCCGACCCCCGGUGCUCCGCCCGCCCGUUGAAUCGGGGGGGUUGCCGGGGGUCACGGGGGUCGGAUGGGAACCUUUUCUCCCCCCUCCCGGCAUCUGGGCCUGCGGGGCGGGGUCUGGGCGUGCCCGGAUGGGGGCGUGGCGGGGCCCAUCCCCUAAAGUCUCCCGGCACCGUCCCGCCAUGGGUGCCAUGGAGGCGAGGGGCGCGCGCGCGGCCCUGUGCGGCGUCACGCUGCUCUGCGCCCUGGGCCUGGGCCAGCGCCCCGCCGGGGGUCUGAGAUGCGGCCCCGAGCGCCUUCUGCGUGGAACCGGGACGGACGCGCGCUGCUGUCGCCGGUGCGCCCCGGCAGAGCCCUGCCCUAAGGUGGACUGCACGUGUGUGGAGCCGGGGUUCCACUGCGGGGACCCCCAGUGCACCAGCUGCAAGCAUCACACCUGCCCGCCGGGCCAGGAGGCGCGGCCCCAUGGGAAUUUCGAUUUCGGCUUUGAGUGUGUCGACUGUGCCACAGGGACCUUCUCUGGAGGCCAGGAGGGUCGCUGCAGGCCCUGGUCAGACUGUUCCCAGUUUGGGUACCCCCCCAUGUUUCCCGGGAACAAGACACACAAUGCCGUAUGUAGCCCGGGGCUGCCGCCCGCUGAGACGCGUGACCCGCUGACCGUCAUCCUCCUCUCCGUGACCGCCUGCGUCCUGGUCCUGAGUGCGGCCCAGCUGGGCUUGCACGUCUGGCAGCUGAGACGGCAGCGCGUAUGGCCCCCAGAGACCCAGCUGCUCCUGGAGGCACCGCCGCCCGCCGAGGACGCCUGCAGCUGCCAGCUCCCUGAGGAGGAACGGGGAGAGCAGCUGUCUGAGGACAAGGGCCUGAGGCACCUGUGGGUGUGAGGCCUGGCUGUCCUCUGCUCCAGCAGACCCAGAGCCAGACCCUCC